CCGGGCCGGCCGCACCUGACUCUCGGGCUCCCAGGCUGACGCCUAGUUCAGCUCUCACAGCGGGAGCCGGAGUCCCGGGAGCCCGCACCCACAGGGGGAGGGCGGCGACGCUGCCGGAGCCACCUCGGGACCGAGCUGAGCCACCAUGGCCGAGUUCCCGUCGAAAGUGAGCACGCGAACUAGCAGCCCCGCGCAGGGUGCCGGUGCCUCGGCGUCUGCUCUGCGCCCAGACCUGGGCUUCCUGCGCUCCAGCUUCGGGGUGCUCAUGCUGCUGCAGCUGGCGCUGGGGCUGCUGGUGUGGGCCCUGAUUGCGGACACUCCGUACCACCUGUACCCAGCCUAUGGCUGGGUGAUGUUCGUUGCUGUUUUCCUCUGGCUGGUGACAAUCGUCUUCUUCAUCAUCUACCUGUUUCAGCUGCACAUGAAGUUGUACAUGGUGCCUUGGCCGCUGGUGUUCAUGAUCUUUAAUGUCACUGCCACCGUUCUCUACAUCACUGCCUUCAUCACCUGCUCUGCGGCAGUGGACCAGACGUCCCUGAAGGGCUCCCGGCCAUAUAACCAGCGUGCAGCUGCCUCUUUCUUCGCCUGUCUGGUGAUGGUCGCCUACGGAGUGAGCGCAUUCUUCAGCUUCCAGGCCUGGCGAGGAGAGGGCAGCAAUGCAGCCACCAGUCAGAUGUCUGGUGGCUACGCCUAAGGCACCUGUGCCGUGGCCCACCCUGGGGCUGAAGCUGCUGCUGGGUCACAGUGCAGGGACCCAAGAGCCAGAGGCAGAGCCCUGUGAGGAGUCAGCCUGGUGGGGCUGCACCUGCCCUCCCAGCUUGCCUAAGGACACAGGCCUGAAGUGGCUGUGAUGGCUGGCAAGAGCCAACAGCUGUGACCUCUUCCCCCCUGCCUCUUAUUCAGCAGAAGGUGGUGGGGGAUGUGGGGCUUCAGAGGGCUUCAGCAUCCAAGCCUGGGGCCCACCCUUCUCACCAGCACUAAACACACUAAGACUCAGACCUGCAGCCCUGACCUGCCCUAGUGUGAACCUAACAAGCCACUCAGACUUAUCUCAGUCUUUGUUUCGGGAGAGCUGAGGGUGCACAAACCAUUCUCUCCAAUCCUCUCCUCCCCCAGUAACCCUGUCACCUGUAGGGAGAUGUUUAUGAGAAGACAGGAUUUCAGACCUCCUGGUUAUUUAACACAAAUCGGGUUUAAGCACCUUUUCAAUGACAUCCAACCUCUCUGGGUCCCCCUCCCUCAGCCAGUCUCAGCUGUAACUUUCCCUUUGGGAAAAGCCAACAUCAGUGCCACUGCUUUCCCCCUUGCUGUUGAUUAGUCACAUGGGACACGGAGGGAGGGAAGUAGGAUUUUGCCUGGUGAGCUGUAAUGUGGUUGGUCAUGACUUUGUUGUAUUUUUUUUUUACAAAAAUAAAGAUGGCAUAGCUCAUUUGGAAAAGAUGUGGGGAAUCACAGUUGUUGAAUUGUGUUAAUUCCAGGCAGCUGCAGGAUAAGACCAUGGAAAGAAUGCCCAUCACGGGGCAGCUCGAGCUGUGGAUUCACUCAGCACCACUAGCCAGCUGUGUCCUGAGGGAGGCCACCCACACUUCCUGCCUGCUUGUUGGACAGUCCUGGCAGAAGUUCAAAAGCACCUCCUUUUAUUCCUAAGUAUCCCAGGGGCUGGGGAUGUAGCUCAGUGGUACAGCGCCCUGGGUUCAAUCCCUAGCAUCACACUGCAAACAAGUAACAAAAAAGGUGUUCCAGGGUUAACAAUAUUUAGUUACCACCCUGGCUUUAUUAGCAAGUUAGGUGAUCUUACAGAUAUAGGAUUUCAACACUGUCAUCGAUCUCAAAAAUCUGUAAAGCUCUGAGAUGACACAAGGUAGCUAUCAGGAGAUUCUGAGAGCUGGUAGAGACAGCUCAGCUCUCCUAACCUCCUUUUUCUAAAACCAGAGGGAAGCACUCUCACGAUAGGCCAAAGGCAUUUCUAAGUACCCUGUGAUGACACCCCAACCCCCUUUUUUUUUGGGAGACGGUCUGUCUAGUCCAGGCUGGCCUCAAACUCAUGGUGAUCCUCCUGCCUCAGCCUCCCAAGUGCUGAGAUUACAGGCAUGUGCCGCUAUGCCCAGCUCUGUGGUCCUUUCAACUGGCAAAAAAUGAAGAGUCAAACAGCUGUGGAUGACCCAUUGUGUUACUGAGGGAUGGGGAUCACAGGGGGACCCAUACUCCAGUUUAUGCUGUGUCCUGGUAUAAUAUUAACAGCAUCUCUUUACAUUCAAUGUUUAAAGUUUGAAUAAUAAAUUAUAGUCAUUCCAGGAUCAUGGUGGAAAAAGUUUGACUUUAAAGAAGAGCAACCAAUGCA
Fukomys damarensis (Damara mole-rat) is the source of this 2341-nucleotide messenger RNA. It is a transcript of the gene Pllp, whose product is annotated as plasmolipin. The transcript has 5 exons. Lineage: Eukaryota; Metazoa; Chordata; Mammalia; Rodentia; Bathyergidae. Gene Ontology annotation, molecular function: structural constituent of myelin sheath. Gene Ontology annotation, biological process: myelination. Bases 146 to 694 code for a protein of 182 amino acids. The record is from RefSeq and is a predicted model, not a curated record. Gene Ontology annotation, cellular component: membrane.